GACCAGCUCGCGCUGGAAAAAAUCGAACAACGUACAAGAUCUCUUAAUCAUAUCCUGGAGAUUCUCACAGAUUCCUUCUUCCCUCCGCAUGGAAAUAACGAAUACCACAUACCUCUCCAUUCCCCCAUCUUCCUCUGAACACCACCAUGCCCCGCACAUACGGCAAAGUCAAGCAGACGCGUCUAUCCUUCACGCCCGUGGCAAGCUCAGCCUCCCCGGGGGCUGAGCGCAGUCCUGGCUCUGACCGCGUGGCUAAAGUUCGAUAUGAGCAUCCGUCCAAGGUCACACUUUCGCGUGGUCGGUUACGAAUCGAUGACUAUCCGGCUUUUAGUCGCAAUGAUGGAGCAGCGGGUAGUGUUGAGGUUUCGAGUAUGAGUACUCCGGUUAAGAAGAAGAAGAAGGAUAGGAAGAACAAGAAGAAGGGGUCUAAAUAUAAAGUGAAGGGAAAGGGAGAUGAAGGGCAAAUGAAGGAAGAAGAAUCGAGCGAUGAUGAGAGGAAGGAGUCUUCGGUUCGACAGUCACAGUCACGGUUAUCAGCAUCGUCGGAUGAAGAUGAUGAAAUUGUACAAGCUUCUGCUCGCAGACGACGGGGACAGUCUGGAGUGGUCGUUCUUGAGGAGGAUAGUGAAAGUGAUUCUGACGGAUCUGCUACGCCUGUUCCAACAACGAGGAAGUCUCACGAAGGGAAAGAAUCUAGUGAGAAGGCUUCUUCGAGCAGCAGUAGGAAGCUUCGUUCGGGCAAAACUUCACGCAAUGAGGGGUCAAAUGCAGAAAUGAGGACGCCGCUGAAAAGGAAAUAUACCGCUACGGAGUCUGAAGAUGAUUCUGAGUCCCCGGUGCUGACUGGGCGUUUGUCCCGUACACGACCAUCGACUCGGCAGCCUUUGGAACAGAACUCCUCAGGGGCAAGCGAUGAGGAAGAGGUGGUCGCUCAUUCGACCACUCGACGUUUGAAACGCGGAGCAGCACCGAGUACUGCGUUUCCUGUUGAUGAUUCGGAUGAUUCGGACGAUGUAAUAUUGUCUUCCCCUGCGAAGAGAAGGAGAUUGGACAAUGGACCAGAAGCUCUUCGGACACCUCGCCAAACUUCGGACCAGGAUCGGCUCGAUCUGGAAGAGGAUCUCGAGGAUCUGAAGGACUCAGCUGUCAAGAAGACGCGCACUCGUGGUCGGCCAGCUGAUUCUGCGCGCCUUACAAGACAGAAGCAGCUAGAGCUGCUCCGUCGAAGGCGUGCCGGCGAGAAAGCAAUAAGCGUUUCGGAAUCUCAGCAUUCAGACAACGAGUCUGAUGGUGAAGGUGAACAGAGCGAAUCGGUCGAGGAGCUUGAGGACGAGUCCGGGUCAGAAGAUAGCCAGGACACCGAUGUUGAACCACCAGUAUCUGAAAACGAAGAUCUGGACCGGUAUGAGGACGAUUUUGUGCUCCAGGACGACGAGGGUGAACUGGGCGCUCCCACCGAUCUUGCCGAUAUGCCGUUUGAAUUCACACGACACAGCUACAAAAAGCCCAAGGAGUUCUUCAGAGACGUCGUGGAAUGGAUGGUGCACAAUAAGCUCAAUCCCGCCUUCCCUCGCAAUGAUCCCGUCUACCAGGUUGCUUUCAUGAAGUUGGAGGAUGAGGUCAAAGGUCGCGCUGGAUCUCAACUCGUCUCUACGGUAUGGAACUCCGACUUCCGUAGAGCCUUAAUGGCACGGCCGCAAAUAGAGGUGACUCUCUUCCCUAUAACGGAAGGUCAUCCUUGCGAUGCUUGCAAUAGAUCUGGUCACCCUGCGUCCUUUGAUGUCAAACUGUACGGGAAGCCUUAUUCUCUCGAGACUCUCGAACCGCUCUCAGACGACGAAGACAGUGAUGAACAAUCCGAAGAGUCUCACGACACCAGAGACAAGGAUAAGGAUGGCAAUCCUCUCCCAGACGAAGACAGACGAUUCUACUUGGGAAGACACUGCAAAUCCCGCGCCACAAUGGCACACACCCUCGUCCACUGGCGCUUCCACCUCAGCGAAUGGGUCAUCGGCUAUCUUGAGCACCAGGGCGUUUUCAGCGACGAAAAGAUCAUCGAACGCAGCCACUGGAGCGUGAAACGACAGACCAAGUACGCCAACGAGGUCGUCGACAACAUGGUCGAGACUGGCGAAGUUAAGAGACUCUGGCGUGACUUCCAUAUCAACUUGACAGCUGCCAGGGAGACUACGGAGAGUCGGUGGUAAUCGAACCUCGUCCUGAAGAAAGAUUCCAUACAUGAUCAUGUAUGACCUUUGAAUAUUCUUUUUCUUUUCAGUGGACAUAUUGCUUCCAAAAGCGUUGACAUAUUUUUAUUUCCUCUGGCCCGCUGGUGACUUGUUCUCCAUCUGUUGUUUCAUUGGAGAAGCUUUCCUUCAGAGAUACCCCUAAUUAACAUUUCUUGUAUCCCCCUUUUUCUAACUAGCACAUACAUCAAAUGUGAUCACGAGAGGGUCAUCAUCAUAUUGACACGCCUGGUAGUUCUUACAGAUGGUACUGGAUAUGAUAUAUCGGUUGUCUAUUUUCCUAAGUUGAACGUUCAUGACAUAAUGAAGGAGCA
Messenger RNA from Paecilomyces variotii, 2560 nucleotides. RefSeq lists its product as hypothetical. Bases 147 to 2207 code for a protein of 686 amino acids. The record is from RefSeq and is a predicted model, not a curated record. The transcript is spliced from 5 exons. Lineage: Eukaryota; Fungi; Ascomycota; Eurotiomycetes; Eurotiales; Thermoascaceae. Gene Ontology annotation, cellular component: nucleus.